GACAAACUCCCUUAUAAAUAAUCUUGUUUUGGUUACUAAUUUUCCCCUUUUUUCGCAAAAUGGACAACAGCUGGUGACAUCAUAGACGGUUUGGACGAAUCAGCUGACCCUUGCGAAGACUUCGUGAGGUUUGCCUGCGGGGGUUGGUUCCGAGAGCAUCCCAUUCCCUCUUUGGAAUUUCGCUGGGGGCUCUUUGAUAAAGUGGAAGAGCAGACGGUUUAUGAUAUCAAAGGACUUUUGGAGAAAGAUUAUGAAGAAAAUGAAACUUUCCCCGUGAGAGCUGCGAAAAAAGUUUUCAAAGCUUGUGUCAACAGCACCGCGUGGAGGGAGGUCAGCUUACGACCUCUCCUUGACCUGCUGCAGAGCGAGGGUGGUCUCCCGAUGCUCGACUCGAACUGGACUGGCGACGACUUCGACUUCGUGACGUCGCUGGCCCGGAUGAGGGGUUUGUACGGCGGGAUGGCCGUCGUCAGCGUCACGGUAGAAAUGGACAGUUUUAAUACUUCUUCGAACGUUAUUCUGCUGGGUCAAGGGCUCCUGCAGAUGCGCCGAGAAUCGCUCCUGGAGGAGAACACCACCGCCAACAAGGACGCUUUCCUGACGCACAUGCGCACGUCCGGAGCGCAGAUGCUGUUGGAGUUGGGCCGAGACACGGAGCAGGCGCUGGCGACGCUGGUGGAGGAUAGCCUCGCCAUGUGGAAUUUCUCCGUCGAGUUGGCGAAGAUCACGGUCCCGGACUCGAACCUCACCGACCCUUCGACUGGUUGCGAUUCCUCCAAGAGACGUUUCGCGAAGCCCAAGUCGAGGUCACCGGCGAAGAGAGAAUCGUGGUCGAGGUUCCGAACUACCUGACGGCGCUGAUGAGGGUUCUGAAGGCGACGCCGAAGAGGGUGCUGGCAAACUAUUUACUGAUGCAGCUGGUUCAAGGCAUGGCGGAUGAGGUCGUGGCGGCCUCUCGAGAGGACCACCGGAAACUCAACUCGCAGAAGGACGUGAAGUCCUUUGGUCGUAGCAGUGGGAGAGCAUGGUACGACUGUGCUCAAAAGACCAACAAGAUCCUUGAUAUGGCAGUCGGUUAUUUGUAUAUAAAAAAUCGAGUUGGUGAGAAUGUUGUUCAUAUGGCCAGGGAAGUGGUCGAGAACAUCAAAGGCGCCUUCAGGAACAUGCUGACGACGGCGUCGUGGAUGGGGUCAGCACGCGAGGAGGCCCUCAAGAAGGUGGAUAAUAUGAUGAUGCUUGUGGGUUACCCGGACCUGCUGACGAAUGAGACCAGCUUGGAGGAAUACCAUAGCAGGCUUCCGAAGAUGAGCGAACAGACGCAUUUCGAAAACAUGAUGGCACUCUCUCGGUGGCACAGUUUGCGCUCCCUGGCACGGCUGAGAAAACCUGUUGUUAGGAAAGGCUGGGCUCGCGGACCCGUCGAGACAAACGCAUUUUACAGUACUCUCCAAAACAGUAUUAUCAUCCCCGCAGCGGUACUGCAACCGCCCAUUUUCCGGAGGGAGCCUCUUACUCCUCCUCUCGACAGACGUGCACAUCCCCGGCGCCUUCCGGAUCAAGGGCGUCUUGCAGAACCUUCGGGAGUUUUCCCACGCCUUCGGAUGCGCUGCUAAUGCCACUUUUAACCCCGAGAGAAAGUGUGUCCUGUGGUGAUUUCGUGGGGGAGUUGCCGUCUUGCGAGGUUGUUUUUUUGAAAUUAAAUAAAAGGGUAGUUUGUGUUAUGUAGAUUAAUAUUUUGGGUUUUUGUUGUUUUUUUUAUCUCUCGCUUUUUUGUUAUGAGACUUUGGUUAUAUGUUUAUAAAAAGUUUGUCCGUUUUUUUUUAUAUAGAGUUUUUUUUUCUAUUACUUUUGAUAUAGAGUAUGUAUGUUUUUUUUUUUUUUAUAUUUCUUAUUUAUCAAUAUAAUUUCAUUUAUUUUUCCUUAUUAUAGAGAUUCUGUCUACAUGGAGGUUAUCUCUCAUUCCUACUUAUUUCUGUUUAUAUAACAAUUCACUCGUUUAUUCAUCUGUAUAAUCAUUUAUUCGUUUAUUUAUGAUAAUAUAGAAGUUAGU
Molecule: messenger RNA, 2050 nt
Organism: Penaeus monodon (black tiger shrimp)
Lineage: Eukaryota; Metazoa; Arthropoda; Malacostraca; Decapoda; Penaeidae
Product: neprilysin-1-like
Biological process (GO): protein processing
Cellular component (GO): plasma membrane
Molecular function (GO): metalloendopeptidase activity
Source: RefSeq, a predicted model, not a curated record